Fibroporia radiculosa is the source of this 702-nucleotide messenger RNA. RefSeq lists its product as uncharacterized. Bases 1 to 702 code for a protein of 233 amino acids. The transcript has 4 exons. NCBI's taxonomy places the organism in Eukaryota, Fungi, Basidiomycota, Agaricomycetes, Polyporales, Fibroporiaceae. The record is from RefSeq and is a predicted model, not a curated record. Gene Ontology annotation, molecular function: mRNA binding. Gene Ontology annotation, cellular component: nucleus. Gene Ontology annotation, biological process: mRNA export from nucleus.
AUGCAGGCCCACCCUCAAUACGCACGUUUGAAUGCAUAUCACGGCGCAAAACGACAUCUUCUGGGCAACCAGGCUGGGAAUGCCCCUCCCGCCUGGCGUGAUGCUGUACAGGGGAAGAAAACCCAUGGUGCUGCCAACGCGUUGGACAAGGGAAGCAAGAUUUUGCUUAGCAAACUGCCUCUAGAUGUAGGGGAGAAUGAGGUUGAGAUCCUGUUCGCCAAGACUGUAGGACCAGUGAAAGACGCGUUUAUCGUGUAUAACUCCCAGGGAAAGUCGAAGGGCAUGGCUAUCGUCUCUUUCCAGCGUGCAUCAGACGCUGUCGUCGCACGGGCGAAGUAUAAUGGGAAGAUCGUGGAUGGUCGUCGGCCCAUCAAAAUCGAAAUCAUCCACGACGAUGAAGAAGCGUCGCAAGCACCACCAAAGCCUCUCUCCCUUCUUGAUCGAAUUGGAAAACCUGUAACAACAGCACCAGCAGCGCCUGCGCCUACACGACCCGUGGCGACCCCUAAACCUAUACCUGUGGCCCAACCACGGAAGCAGCAGCCUGUAAAGGUGCAAGCACCAACGCCCCGUCCGCUAGUUAUCACUGCGAAAGCACGGUUACGCCAAAAGAAGGGACCUAAACGCAUAAAGAAGAAAGCAGUGUCUGCCGCUGAGCUGGACCAGGAGAUGGAAGACUAUCGGGCAAGCGCGGAUAUCUGA